AUGGGAGGCGGCGCUAGUAAACCUGCAAAACAGAACACGAGUCCGGAGGAAGCAAAGCCUCGGGGGCCCACUGAAGGCGUGGGUGGGUCGUCCUCACGGAAAACGGCUGAACAAGGUCCACAAUCUCUGGGACCCCCACAAGAGGAGGAGGCAGAGGAAAAGCUCGAUAUCCCUGACUACAUUGACAUCCUCCAAGAAAACACUGAUGAUGUGAUUGACAUACCUGUUGUACAAGAUGGUUAUCCUCCUCCGAAACCGGCUUCAAACCGGAAGUCAGACAUCUUAAGAGCAGCUGAUAUUGCCGAGGGAGAUAAAAGAGCUAAAAAGAUUAAACCAGAAGAUGCAACUACGUUUGAAGAUCUCGCAGAAUUGCUAACGAAAGGAAUGUCACGUGACGUCCAACAAGUUCGCGCGAUAUUCUCCUGGGUCAUCGGACAGAAUGUUCAAGAAAUAAAAUUCCCUGAAAAUAUGAUAAUCAAUUCCCCAAUGCAGAUCCUGAAACGCAUGAAAGAAGGAAAAUCAUCAUAUACCACGAUUUUCACCCUACUUUGUCGAGCAGCGAAAAUUCCUUGUGCCAUUAUCCAUGGGUUUGCUAAGAGUGCUGGAUAUGAAGUUGGCCAAACAGAACUGGAAAAUCUCCGGAACAUGUGGAAUGCAGUUUACGUAAAUGGCGGAUGGCGUUUUGUCUUUCCCUUAUGGGCGUGUAGGGUAGUGGUUGGACAUAGCACAGGAAAAUGGACUCUUGUGGAAGCAAAAGGUAAAGGAGUUCGGGAGAAGAUGCCAGCGUCCACAGGAGAAAGUGUCAGUACACUUAAUGACUACUACUUCCUGCCCGAUGCAGAGGAGUUCGUAUUCCGAUGUUUUCCGGACAACCCCGAGUGGCAGCUACUGAGAAAACCUAUCUCAAAAGAUGAAUUUGUAGAGAUGCCAUACUGCCGACCAUCUUUCUUUGACUUUAAGGUAAAGAUUGUAAGUAAACCCAAGUGUGUUCUGAUUUCUGAGGACGGGCUGUGCAACAUAUGCUUAAAGAGUUCCAUCAUCGAAGACAUAAUGAUGACGUAUGAAUUAUUCUACAAUGACGAAGAGUCGGGCUCCCCGAUUUCCUCGGAAAUUCAGUUAGACAAAUACGUAGCUGUACUGAACCAGAAUGGUAAAGUGGCUUUCAAUAUUCGAUUUCCUAGUCCUGGAGUUUAUAAAAUUGACGUUCACGGGAUUUUAAAAGGGGAUGCUAUGUCAUGGUUGUGUUCAUUCAAACUCAUAUGCAAAAAUGCGAGGGUGGACAUUAAACCUUUCCCAUGUAAUCCGGAUGUUGGAUUUGGUCCAAAUUUUAAAACUGAACUCGCAGGACUGAAGGCUGAAACACACCAUGAUAGUUUUAUAAGCUUUCAUAGCAAACGGGAAACGGAAAUAAAAUUUACAAUGACAAAAUAUGUGCAAGUACAAACUAAACUGGUUCACCACAAUAUGAAAAGUCACCAGUUGAAGGAUUUUGUCUCCACGAGGGUGGUAGGGAACCAACUAUGCAUUGGACUGGCAAUCCCACAGAAAGGGGAGUUUGGUUUACAGAUUAACACGAAAGGGAAAGAAGACAGAGAAUUUCAAAAUGUUUGUAACUAUUUACUGGAAGCGCAAGAAGGGGAAAGGAAACACCGAACCUACGAGACUGCGUCAGAGAAAAAAGCGAGGGCUGAACUAAAGGGGUCGCUGCAAUCAAAAGAUCCGAUUGUUAUCAAGCGUGCAAUUGACCAAUUUGCAAAGUUUGAUCUGGACGAUAAAGGGGAAUUAAAGAAAGCCAAAGACAAGAUUGAAUUUCUCACGCUAUCAAAAGGAUUAAGGGACAGCGUUAACAGAAGGAAUGUUGAAGCUCUGGAAGAAAGUCUCCAUCAGGCAAAAUCUUCAAAAUUCCAACACAAACUACAGUCCCUCAUCCAGAAAGCCGAAGAUGUGUUGAUGGAUCUACAGAAGACAAAGAAGUACGCCCACGAGAUCCUUGAAAUGAACCAGGUGACCAUUACGGAAUUGCGUAACUACCAGACUCCAAAACCCAUCGUGCAUGACGUGAUGAAAGCCACGUUUACGUUACUAGGAGAGCGACAGGAAAUGUUGGAGGAUUGGAGAGAUGUCCAGUAUUUGAUGAGAAGGACCGGAAAAGGGUCCCUGAUGAACAGGAUAAAGAAAUUUGAUAAGGUCCACGUCGAAGAGAACUGCGUUAAUUUGGCUUCACAGUUUUUGAAGCCAUAUGAUGAGGACAUGGCACAUGGAACCAGCGCCGGAUGUGGAACAUUUUAUGUUUGGGCAAACAACAUAGUUUCUGAUUUUACGAAAGCUGAACUUAAUGAUGCUCGGCAUCAGGCACCUAGGAGUCGUACAAGACAUCAUUCAAACAUAAAUUCCUCCGCGGUGGGUCCCAAAAAUGAGGAAGAGGAUGAAGGCGUGGUUAGUGAUCACGGACAGUCCGGUCAGUUCAGUGACGAAAAUGUUGACCAAUCAGGCGAAAAUCAAAUUCAAGAACUAGACGAUGGGUAUCAGUCGUGAUGUGCUCAAAUUAAUAGUUAUAUACUAA
Messenger RNA from Saccostrea echinata, 2563 nucleotides. RefSeq names its product lim and transglutaminase domain protein ltd-1-like. The coding region runs from base 1 to 2535 and encodes 844 amino acids. NCBI's taxonomy places the organism in Eukaryota, Metazoa, Mollusca, Bivalvia, Ostreida, Ostreidae. The transcript is spliced from 9 exons. The record is from RefSeq and is a predicted model, not a curated record.